Molecule: messenger RNA, 2035 nt
Organism: Schistosoma bovis
Lineage: Eukaryota; Metazoa; Platyhelminthes; Trematoda; Strigeidida; Schistosomatidae
Source: the annotation of a GenBank genome assembly
UUUGUUGCUAUUUCAGCAUUCUUAUUGUCGCUCCAGUCAUCAAAUUCUUUGAAUCUCAUCUAUCCUAAUGACUACAUUGGCCGAUUUGCAUAGGUUGCGAGAGGCUCAUACAGCAGCAAAUGCAAACAAAGAUGGUAUUUUACCUUUGGAUGAAGUGGAUAAAAAUGCUCAAGAAGCGUUAAAUCAAUUGGAACUACGUAAAAAGGCUCGUUUAAUACAAGUAUCUACAGAAGACUCUGAAGUGAGAGCUUAUCUUCGCCAACUUGGUGAACCUGUCUGUUUAUUUGGUGAAGAUGGAGCAGACCGAAGAGAAAGACUACGGAUGAUUCUCGCAGUGAGCGGUGGUCCAGCUCAAAGACCAACUUUGACGGAUACAGUAAAAUCAUCGACUGGGACUGGUAUAUCUGUUAAUCGAUUUGGUGAAAAUAUUUCUACUGAGACUGUCGGAGAUGAUACUACAGUGUGGUACCAUCAAGGUCCAAAUACUCUUGCAGAGGCUCGUCUAUGGAUUAGUGAAUUUUCUUUAACCCGAGCUAAAGUUCGACUUGAUAGAGCUAGAAAUUAUUUCAAUAAUGUUCCAGCACCUCAACGUAAAGCUAAACUUCAAGAAUAUCAUAAGGUUUUGCGAAACACAAAUUUACUAUGCAGUCAAGUUGGAGAUAUUCGACCAUUAAGUAUGUGUCGCUUUUCACCUGAUGGUAAACAAUUGGCUACGUCUUCUUGGAGUGGUCUAUGUCGUUUAUGGUCUAUACCUGAUUGUAAUUUAGUUAUGAAUUUACGUGGACAUACUGCACCAACUUGUGCUAUUGUUUGGCAUCCUCAAGCUGGUCUCCAGUCGGAACAACAAUUAGCACUUGCCAGUUCAGCUCAAGACGGAAGCGUUAAACUAUGGAGUUUAGAUAAUGAAGAACCUUUGGCCGAUAUCGAAGGUCACGCACCUCAUCGAGUAUCCCGCUUAGCUUUCCAUCCUUCUGGACGCUUCCUAGCAACUACGUGCUUCGACCACUCGUGGCGCUUAUGGGAUUUAGAGGCUUGUGAAGAAAUUUUACAUCAGGAAGGUCAUUCUAAGCCGGUAUAUGAUGUAGUUUUCCACCCUGAUGGCUCCUUAGCUCUAACCACUGGUUUAGAUGGAUAUGCUCGUGUUUGGGACUUACGAACAGGCCGUUGCAUCAUGUUCCUAGAAGGUCACCUUGAAGAGUUGUUGGGUGCAGAUGUAGCUGAUAAUGGUUAUCAUGCAGCCACUUCUAGUGCAGAUAACACUGUUCGUAUUUGGGAUUUACGACAACAACAAGCAAUCUAUGUAAUACCAGCUCACACAAGUGUUGUAAGCAGCGUGCGAUUCGAAUGUAAGUUGAUUAUUUCAGAGGAAUUUCUGGCAGUAUUGCUGGCCAACUUCCAGAUAAUUGUAGGAUGAGCAUUUCGUAGGUAUGAAUUUAUUUGAUCAAAUUGAUUGCUCUAUCACAUUACUAAUACUAGGUCGCGUAAUUAUAGUUCGAAAAAGCUAUUCACUCACUUUUUCCUGACCAUAGCUAUUUAUAUGUGAAAUUAUUUAUGGAUGAAACCGGAAAUAUUUGUUUUUGACUAGAUCGACGAGAAUGCAGUUCACUAACUUCUCACAAGUUUAUGCACUAGGAUAAACUCUACUUGCUUUUCCAAGGUUGUCGAUACUACUCAGUUCCAUUACGGUUUUAACUUGUUGAGUCGCGAUUUCUGAGAAAAGUUGUGAUCUGAAAGCCGAAUAUCAUGCUUUCUACUUUUGUUCUAUUCACAGCACGCAACUGCAACUAUAUUGUUACCAGUUCGUUUGACAAAACAACCAAAAUUUGGGGUCAUCCUAUCUGGACACCUAUCAAAACCCUCGAAGGACAUAACAGUAAAGUUGUUUAUGCAGAUAUUUCACCAGACAAUAAGUACAUUGCAACCUGUUCCCACGACCUAACUUAUAAACUGUGGAGUAGAGAAGCAAAUUGAUCCUCAUUGUUACAACAUAUGUUAAUAAUAUUUCUAUAAUACAUUGUAAAAUAAUUCAAUUAUA